Messenger RNA from Stylonychia lemnae, 1164 nucleotides. The record is from the annotation of a GenBank genome assembly. NCBI's taxonomy places the organism in Eukaryota, Ciliophora, Spirotrichea, Sporadotrichida, Oxytrichidae.
AUGACAAAGUUGAGGCGCUCAACACAGGCCUUUAUUUUGCCUUAAAUCCUGUAGCAAUCUAGAAAGAGAUUUGCCUGGUAACAUGAUCGCACUAAUUUAAAUAGACAAAGGUUCGAGGAUUCUUUCGUUUAGGCCCUUGUUAAAGACAGUUGCACAAGUCCAGAUUAAGAACUCAGAAUCCCUGAGUAGAACUUCUUCUUCUUAGAAUGCUCUGAUCAUUAGCUAGCCUCCAGAGAAGCCUCUAACAGUCUCUUUGACAUCAGAUACCCUAAGUUUACUCCAUCCAUUCAUCAUUAUUAAAUGUCGAUGGAGCUUGAAUAUUAGCUACUAGCUGUAACCACUCAGAAUUUUUCAAAAGUAGACUAUCAACUGUCUCCUGGAAAGCUAGCUGAACUUGAAGCUCUAAUCAAAACCAUGGAAGAGAUCAAAAAUAUGAUGGAAUAAUCUCAUGAUGAGGUGGUAGUUGAUGGAGUUCUGUACACAGCGACUCAAACUGCUGCAAAAUAUGCUUUUGAGGCCUUCGAUAAUGGAAUCUUAUCGAUAGGGAAUAUUAUCACAGAAACCAGAUACCUGAUUGAAAGUAUCGAAUUAGUCGUUGACAAGACUGGAGAUAAAUACUUCUAGAAGUCUUUGAUUACAGACCUCAAGGAACCUCUCAUUAACUUAGGGCACUGGAUAGCGACAAUGAGAAGCUACACGGAGAAUAUCCAAUAGAAUUAUUUUAGACAAUCAAUCCUUGUUCUUCUUAAAGUUGAAAAAAACUAUAAUAAAAACAAAGAUUUAUAUACUCAAGUCUAUCAAGAAUGGUCCAAAAGUGAACUAGCUCGGACUGAUGACUUUUAAAGCAAUUGGGUAGAUAUUGAAAAAACAAUCAACAAGAUUGCAGAGCAGUAUCUCUCUGCUUUUAGCUCCCGAAAAAUCAUGGAUAUGAUGGCAAAAGUGGCGAGAAUGUUCAACUUUCAAUGUGAGUAGGUAAACAAAGAUUUGCUUAACAAAAAAGAAGAACUUAUUAAAGCUGAGCAACGACUUGCUGAAAAGGAGAAUACUAGGAACUAGCUCAACUUCUUGUGGUUCGCUUUUUGGAUUGCUGCUGCCAUUAGUCAGGCUGUAAUGGCUAGCGAGGUUGCUGCUGCUCAAGCUGCUUCAAAGCAUUAACCUAAAUGA